AUGAGUUACGUUAACCCCAUCAUCCCGGGGUUUAACCCCGAUCCAUCGAUUAUUCGCGUCGGUAAAGACUUUUUCUUGGUCACCUCCACAUUUGAAUACUUCCCUGGAGUUCCCAUUUACCACAGCCAAGAUUUGAUUCAAUGGAGAUUGAUUGGUCAUGCGUUGACACGAACCAGCCAGCUUCAAAUCCAUACUCCAGAACCCGGAGGAGGCGUAUGGGCAACCACAAUUCGUUAUCAUGCGGGGGUUUACUAUAUCAUGGCUGCAAGCUUCCAGCGCUACCGUCCUCAACAGGAUGACCGAGUUUGGCCACAGGGAUUUUACGUCAAAACCACUGAUAUAUGGAAUGAUAAGACAUGGUCUGAUCCAAUCUAUUUUGAUCAAGUUGGGUUUGACCAAGAUCUUUUCUGGGAUGAUGAUGGAACCGUGUAUUUAUCGUCUACCUACCGAAAGACCCAGCCAACUGCUGGUGCUAAGUUGAAAGAUUUUGCGAUUCAUAUAUGCACCGUUGAUCUGGCCACUGGGCAUUCGACCUCUGCACCUAAAUUGAUCCGGGAGUCCUCUUCUGGUGUUUCCGAGGGAUCACAUAUUUUCAAACGCGGUCGUUAUUGGUAUUUGUUUACAGCAGAAGGCGGCACUGAAAGUGGCCAUAGCGAAUGGGUGAACCGCAGCGAGGUCGGUCCAUUGGGACCGUGGGAGCUUGGACCAAAUAACCCUCUCUGGCGCAAUGGCGUUGAGGACGAAGUGCAGAACACUGGGCAUGCUGACCUAGUUGAGGAUACCAAAGGACAAUGGUGGGCUGUUGUUCUCGGCGUUCGUCCUGUAAGAAAGGGAGAUACGUGGGAAGAAUCAGUACUAGGCCGAGAGACAUUUCUAGUUCCUUUGGAAUGGAAAGAUGACUGGCCUGUGAUCAAUGGAGGCCAGAAAAUCAGUCUUAACUCCUAUGGCCCUGGUCUUUACGAAUUCAAUAUCGCGGUAUCUUGGAGAGAUGAAUUUUCAGAGACACAAAUGCAAGUUGGUUGGUAUCGAAAAAACACGCCCUUCGUAAAUGAUUACUCACUUACGGAGCACCCCAAUCACCUUCGUCUCUAUGGAGGGCCUUACAAUCUGUCAGUGCCAGCCAGCCCAACCAUGUUCCUUCGCAAGCAAACCCACCGGCACUGCAGGUGGCAAACGAUGCUCUCCUUUCAGCCGACAGUAGAAGAAACCGAGGCUGGCACAGUGGUCUGGUUGAACUAUUUUACAUAUAGCAGCAUCGGUAUCAGGAAGGAUAGCAAGGGCCGCUUUAUCCGUUUUCGACCAUCAGAGGGUGACAUGGUAGAGCACAGAUUGGAUACGAACACUGCUGUCACUCUCACAAUUGACUGUGGCACUGAGUAUCGAUUUGGGUAUCAUGAAGAUACAGAGUCCGACAUCCACUGGAUUGGGUCAGUUUCUAACAGUGCUGCUACGGCCGCACCUCCAGUUGGUGCCAACUUUACUGGCAUGAUGCUGGGGCUGUAUGCAUUUGGAGAGCGCCAACGAUGCCUGGCCCCAGCAGAUUUUGCUGAUCAUAUAAUCUCCGUCUCCGAUGACGCAGAGCAAGUGACGGACGAUUGGUCUGGAUUGACAGACCCGAUCGAACGCCGUCGGCGACAAAACCGCAUAAACCAGAGGGCUUACCGAAAACGCAAGCGACUAGCUUCAACCAAAGAUGUCCACCCUAAGAGCCUAGUACCAUCCCCCCAUUCAACCCCUACCACCCAAUUACAAAACCGCCCUUCCCAAGACAACCCGCCAGUCCGUCUCUACCGCAAUCAUGAAACUCUACAAGAUCUAUUGGAAAAAUUUGCCAAGUCGGCGUAUGAAAGCUAUAUACGAGGAAUUCCGACCGCCGAUCAUCUCAUAACGUUGACUAGGGUUAAUGUCUUUCGAGCAUUCACCCACAACUUGCGGUUGAUCGGUUCGUCAGAGAACUGGAUGGAUGAUGACGCUAUUUCACCGUUCAAUACAGCUUUGCCACACAACCCUUCCACCCCGGACAAUACCAGCCUCAUUCCAGCCAACCUACAACCCACCCGAAUUCAGAAAACAAUAAAGCAUCACCCAUGGCUGGAUUUCUUUCCCUUCCCUAAAAUGCGCGAUAACCUUAUCGAAGCUGAGGAUAACUGGGAUGACGCGCAGCUCUGUCACGAUAUCAUGGGUUUCUGGGGGGAGUCGACAAUGGAUACAGGGCUGCUUGUGUGGGGGGAGCCUUGGAAUAUGCAAAAUUGGGAGGUGACCGAGUCGUUUCUGAAGAAAUACCAAUGGGUUGUUCGAGGGUGUCCUGAAUUGAUGAACGCGACAAAUAGUUGGCGUGCCCGUCGAGGGGAGAAGCUAAUAUUUCGCUAUAUCUGA
This is a messenger RNA of Penicillium griseofulvum, 2376 nucleotides long. RefSeq names its product Concanavalin A-like lectin/glucanase, subgroup. Lineage: Eukaryota; Fungi; Ascomycota; Eurotiomycetes; Eurotiales; Aspergillaceae. Gene Ontology annotation, molecular function: hydrolase activity, hydrolyzing O-glycosyl compounds. The record is from RefSeq and is a predicted model, not a curated record. Bases 1 to 2376 code for a protein of 791 amino acids. The transcript has 6 exons. Gene Ontology annotation, biological process: carbohydrate metabolic process.